Messenger RNA from Sclerotinia trifoliorum, 2343 nucleotides. NCBI's taxonomy places the organism in Eukaryota, Fungi, Ascomycota, Leotiomycetes, Helotiales, Sclerotiniaceae. The record is from the annotation of a GenBank genome assembly.
CCAGUCUUAUGAAACAUCACAAUUAUCAAACUAUUUUGGAUCAUAUGCAAGGCUCUUAUGGAAGAAGUCCAUAAACUUCCAAUCAAUGUCCGAGAUAACUUCUUUCCUGCGGCUACCGAAAAUACGAAGAAAUUUAUCCAUUUUUGUCCGGACGGAUAUCAAACAUGCCUGUGGUGAUCAUUCUUUUUGGCUUGACAAGUGCAAAUUGAGGAACCAGAGUCAGCCGAAUUCUCCGGAUAUGCAAGAUUAUGUUGAAAAGAAAGCCGUGAUAGCCUUGACAUCUCGUCUGUACGAUGCAGGUCAGGACAGGACAGGUGUGCAGAUUUCCCCUCCGCCAAUUCAAGGUCAUGUAAGUAAGUACCUACCUACUCCGUACAUGGCGGUACUAUAGAUAGGUAUGAUGCAUUUCACAAUGUCAAUUGGACCAUUUCUGAUUUUCCUGACCUUCACCCACUCUUGAAUAACCUUCUUUGAUUGACCUUUAGAAAGGAAUCCAUGAACCUUGUGUUCUCCACAAUGUCACAAUCCACAACUUUAUUCAGCCUUAAGAAAAUCUAUAGUUUAUACACUUAAUCACGUGUCUAGUACCCGAUUCGUUAUCGUUGUUGGUCAAUUGCAUAAUGAAAGUUCUUAUCGUCUAAGCACUAUUGUGUUGGGUAAUUUCUCGACUUUUAAAUCAGACUACUUUCAUGAAUCCGACCAAGAGGUAGUUUGUAAACCUCUGCACAUCGAUCACGACGCUGUGAUGAGGAGGUCGAUUUGUCGAACACAAAUUGCGCAAGCUAUACAUAAUCAAUCUCGUCGUACUCUUGUACAUAGUUCACCCAGAUGGCACCCUGAAUUGGCAUAUUCCACAUCUGCGGAUGUCGAAUUACCACCAUUUCGAAAAGACACCCUUCCAUUCAAAUUCGAAACUGGGCUUGCGCUCUUUGCCAAACGAAAACCACGACCAUUUCCUCCUCCAUUUCUAUCCCCGCCAUCGGGAUCCUUCUCCGAUCCCUUGAGUACUCACCAUAGGAGUCGCGAUAGGAGACCUUCUGUGAACGGUGAGGUAAUUAGAGGUUAUACCAAUGGUGAUGAUGCGGUCUACUCUAGUGAUUACUUUAUUGGCGCAAAUGAUGGCGUUGGCGCCUGGUCAACUAGAGAAGGCGGCCAUGCAGGGUUUGUGGCUUCCCGAUAUGAGGAUUUGCUUUUGGAGGCUAAUAUUAAUACCAGUUUAUGGUCGAGGCUAGUAUUACAUUUUUGGGCUUUGGAAGUAGAAAACGACGCUCGGAAAUCUCGACCAGCAGGACAAUACUUCGAGCCGAAUCCUAUUGAGUAUCUGCAAAAAGCAUACGAACAAACUAUUCAAGCUACUGCGAGUCCGAAUAAAUGGCAGGGCACAACUACAGCUACCGGAGCACAAUUGCAUUAUAAAAUCGAUCAUUCAGACCCUAAUGCGCCCGCUACUCCCCUCCUAUAUGUUACCAACAUUGGCGAUUCACAAGUACUAGUCAUAAGACCGAAACAGCAGGAACGUAUAUUCAAAACGACAGAGCAAUGGCAUUGGUUUGACUGUCCUCGGCAACUCGGUACAAAUAGUCCUGAUACACCCGUCAAUAAUGCUGUCAUGGACAAGGUUGAGAUCGAGGAGGACGAUGUCGUUCUUGCCAUGUCUGAUGGCGUUAUUGACAAUCUAUGGGAGCAUGAAAUAAUUGAAAGUGUUGUAAGCAGUAUCCGCAGGUGGGAGCAAGGUGAGGGUGGUAUAAGUACUGGUGAUCGACAAGGUGGAGCUGGUGGUGGAAUGAGAUUUGUAGCGGAUGAACUCAUGAAAGCCGCGAAAGUAAUAGCACAGGAUCCCUUUGCGGAGAGCCCCUUCAUGGAGCAUGCUGUUGAGGAAGGUCUUGCUAUGGAAGGAGGUAAGUUGACAGAGACUUAUGACCAUGGCAUUUACUAACUCAGGGUUAGGCAAACUAGAUGAUAUAAGUGUAGUUGCAGCGCUGUGUAAACGGAGCAACGGGUGAAGUAAGGUCGCGGUACGGCUCAUUUGAGGUAUAUAAGAUAUGACCUCGGAACUAAAGUGAUUGGAAGCGUUCGUUUGAUAGCUUCCCGCGCCAAUAGGCAUAUAGAGACAAUAACAUUGUCAAGGAGGAGAACACGAAAGAGGCGAUCUUUCCUGAAGACCCUUCUCAUAAGUGAUUGAGAUGACAGGAGGUGGACAUAAUAACUUGCGAGGAAUCCAGGGCGUAAAGACCAUCUAUGUAAUGGGGAUUAUCUGGGUAGCAUAUAGACAUUUUUAAUAUUCAUACAAUAUCAAGCACAAACCUUGAAUUUACCAGCUAGAUGUGGUUCUAGACUUUCUGG